Brassica napus (rape) is the source of this 1728-nucleotide messenger RNA. RefSeq lists its product as uncharacterized. The record is from RefSeq and is a predicted model, not a curated record. The transcript has a single exon. NCBI's taxonomy places the organism in Eukaryota, Viridiplantae, Streptophyta, Magnoliopsida, Brassicales, Brassicaceae. Bases 585 to 1550 code for a protein of 321 amino acids.
UUGCUUUUCUCCCUUUCAUGUUCUCGGUUAUGAUCUGAAAAGCAACGAUAUGAGAAAGAUUGACAAGAAAACCACAUGUUUUCUACCUCUCAUCCAUGCUUUUAGUCUGUUAAUUGGCUUAAGAACACAAUUUGCUUUUUAAUGAUCUUGCAAUUUAAAGAGUUAAAUCAUGUUUCCUAUAUUGUCAACCAAUCUAUGCUAGAGGUGUCAAAAGACUUAAAAGGUCCGGAAUUUUCACUAUUAACCAAAGAAAAAACAAAAAGCGAUUGUUCAAAUAAAAAGUCUUGCUAAAAAAUAGGAGAAGAUGGAAAGUCUUACUUCCUGGAUUGCGUCCCAUCAUCAUGCAAGAAAAAAAGAAGAAGUCUGCCCAUAGAAGAAGACUUUACAUGGAGUAUUAAGCAAAGAAUAAUUCUAUUAAAGAAAAAAAAAAAUUGGUCAAACGGGUCAAAGAAACACACAAACAUGAUAAUAAUAGUUUGGUUGAAGUUUCCACCAAAAGUCUUCGUCUUCAAUAUUCAUCCUCUUGGGGGCAUUCAGAAACAAAUCUCAUCUUCCUUUCAGAAUUCUCACAGAAGAAACAAGGCAUGGAUCUGCAGCCAGAAGAACUCCAGUUCUUGACGAUCCCUCAACUAGUUGAAGAAUCCAUCUCAAUCAAGAAACGAUCUCCAAGAACCUUCUACCUCAUCACCCUCUCCCUCAUCUUCCCUCUCUCCUUCGCCAUCCUCGCUCACUCCCUCUUCACUCAGCCCAUUCUCUCCAAGCUCGCCUCCUCCGACCCACCUAACUCCGAUCGCUCCCGCCACGACUGGACCGUGCUCCUCAUCUUCGAGUUCAGCUACCUCAUCUUCCUCUUCGCCUUCUCUCUCCUCUCAACCGCCGCCGUAGUCUUCACCGUUGCUUCUCUCUACACCGGCAAAACAGUCUCCUUCUCCUCCACCAUCUCCGCCAUCCCCAAAGUCUUUAAACGCCUCUUGAUCACUUUUCUUUGGGUUGCACUCUUGAUGUUCGCUUACAACGCUGUCUUCUUUGUUUUCCUAGUGAUACUAUUCAUAGCUCUCGAUAUGAACAGUGUAGGCUUAGCGGUCAUCGCUGGAGUUAUAAUCUCUGUUCUUUACUUUGUUGUUCAUGUCUAUUUCACUGCCCUAUGGCAUCUAGGUAGUGUGAUCUCUGUUCUUGAGCCUGUUUAUGGACUUUCUGCCAUGAGAAAAGCUUAUGAGCUUCUUAAGGGGAAGACUAAGAUGGCUAUGGGGUUGGUCUUUGUUUACCUUUUUCUCUGUGCAUUAAUUGGAGGUACUUUUGGAUCGAUUGUGGUUCAUGGAGGAGGAAAGUUUGGGACUUUGACUAGGACCCUUGUUGGUGGGUUGCUUGUUGGUGUUCUUGUGAUGGUGAAUUUGGUGGGUUUGUUGGUUCAGAGUGUGUUUUAUUACGUUUGCAAGAGUUAUCAUCAUCAGACUAUUGAUAAGACGGCUUUGUAUGAUCAUCUUGGUGGGUAUCUUGGAGAUUAUGUGCCUCUUAAGAGCAACAUUCAGUUGGAGAAUUUAGACAUGUGAGAUCAUGAUGGUACUAGUUCUUCUCUGUCUUUCUCUCUGUAUACUAUAUUGAGGUAAUGUAAGAUUGGAGAAGAAGAGGCAGUGGUAUUUGAAUAAUAGUUGUUAUCUAAUGUGUAUGUAUAGACGUGAACACUCUUUUGGUAGUGUUUUGAUUUGAUUAAUCUAUGAUUUGAAAGGA